Molecule: messenger RNA, 3355 nt
Organism: Spea bombifrons (plains spadefoot toad)
Lineage: Eukaryota; Metazoa; Chordata; Amphibia; Anura; Pelobatidae
Gene: RIGI
Product: RNA sensor RIG-I
Exons: 20
Coding region: 55-2901 (948 amino acids)
Cellular component (GO): cytoplasm
Molecular function (GO): single-stranded RNA binding; double-stranded RNA binding; ATP binding
Source: RefSeq, a predicted model, not a curated record
GGGUCACUAUUAACCUGGUCUCGAGGGGUCGUUUUUUGUGAAAGACACGCUAAAAUGGGAGAGGAGAUCAAGACUUGUCUCAGCCUGUACAGAAGUUACAUUGAGAAAAUCCUUCGUCCCACUUAUCUGCUGGGGUACAUGGGAAAUUGGUUUCAAGACGAUGCCAUAGAACAAAUAAAGCAUGAAGAGCAGAAGGGGCCAACAACCGCUGCUGCCUUGUUCUUAGAGAAGUUGUUGACUCUGGACGCUGAAGGGUGGUACCAAGGCUUUUUGGAUGGACUGCAUGCCGCAGGUUAUACUGGUCUGUAUGAAGCCCUUCAGAGGUCAGAUUUUACUGAUAUUGAAUAUCUUGAUGAGGCAAGGAAACAUCUAAGCAUCAUUCAGAGUACAGUAACAAACAACAUCAAUCCUGAAGAAAUCCUGAGCCUUUUCCGUGACUGCCUUUUAAAUAGAGAGAUUGAGGAAAUUUUACAGGAAACUAGGCUUAAGGGACCCACUGCUGGAGCUGAGAAGUUUGUUGACUGUCUUCUUCGUUCAGAUAAAAAGGAAUGGCCAAAGGUCUUUUCUCUGGCCAUGGAACAGGAAGAUUGCAUGCCAGUCCUCGAAGUGUGGGCUAAAAAGAAAGACAAAGGGAAAGCAGCCAAGUCUGAAGAAGAAGAGGAGGGAGAAUCAAGUGCCUUUAAUUUUGUUCAGUAUGCAGAAGACCCUGAGCCCGGAAAGCCAUGUUUUUCAGCCCCUGUUGGCAUUGCCCAUGACAACAAGACAACUGCAGUUCCUGAAAUGAACAGUAUACUCCCUGGUGACACUCUUACACCACAUCCAAUAUUGACACUAAGGAAGUAUCAAGAAGAGCUGGCAAGACCAGCGUACAAUGGGAAGAAUACAAUUAUAUGUGCCCCAACAGGAUCAGGGAAGACAUUGGUUGCGCUUUCCAUUUGUGAGCAUCACCUAAAAUCCAAGCCAGAAGGUGAUCGGGGAAAAGUGGUGUUCAUGGCAACUAAAUUACCAGUUUACGAGCAGCAAAAGGACAUUUUCUGCAAAUACUUUGCUGGAACUGGGUAUAAAGUGGUGGGAUUUUGCGGCGAGUCACCAGAAAACCUUCCUAUUGGGUUGAUGAUAGAGAACAGUGACAUCAUUGUUUUGACUCCUCAGAUUCUCGUCAACUGUCUUCAAAAUGGUCGUGUGCCUUCCCUUUCCAUGUUUAGUUUGAUCAUUUUUGACGAAUGUCACAACACAACAGGAUCACACCCCUACAAUGUACUAAUGUUUGCGUACAUUGAUAUGAAGCUGAGCUCGCCCAACGCAAAACGCCCACAGAUAAUCGGGUUAACAGCAUCGGUGGGAACGGGAAAAUCCAAAUGUUUAGAUGAAGCUACAAGCUACGUCCUUAAACUGUGUGCCAGCCUUGAUGUUGAAGUUAUAUCUACAGUAGAGGAAAAUCUGGAAGAGUUAAAGUCAUUUGUAUACACGCCAGAAAAAUUAAUCCAAGAAACAGAACGUCGUGAAAACGAUCCUUUUUUGGAAAUAAUGUCAGGAAUAAUGGCAGAGACAGAAAAAAUGGCCAAAUCUGUUUUUCCAGAGCUCGAUUCUUUGUCCAAUAUCCAGAAAAAGACUUAUGGAACUCAGACCUAUGAACAAUGGAUCACUAAUACUCAAAACAGAUGUCGGAUAUUGCAAAUGGAGAACAAAAUGGAAGAGGCACGCAUCUGCAAAGCUCUGUUUACAUAUACUGAACAUCUACGGAAAUACAAUGACUCGAUCAUAAUCAAUGAAGAUGCCCGUACAAAGGAUGCCUUGGACUAUUUAAAAACAUUUUUUGAAAAUGUCAAAAAUGGAAGUUACAACCGUAUUGAGCAGUGCCUAACAAGGAACUUUGAAGCUAAAUUGCCUAGUUUGGAGAAAAUUUCAGCUGACAAUAUAAAUCCCAAGCUAGACGAGGUGCAGUUUAUCCUGAACGAGGCCUAUCAUGAAAGCCCAGAGACGCGGACGCUUUUAUUUGUCAAGACCAGGGCCUUGGUAUCGGCUCUAAAGAAGUGGAUUGAAGAGACCCCAACACUAUGCUUUUUGAAGCCAGAGGUACUGAUUGGUCGGAACAAAAGGAAUGAUAGCUUGGGCAUGACCUUACUCAAUCUGAAAGGUGCGCUGGAAACAUUCAAAUCUAGUGAGGAAAGCAAGCUGUUGAUAGCUACAUCCGUGGCUGAUGAAGGAAUAGAUAUCCCAGCUUGUAACCUUGUACUUCUGUACGAAUACGUGGGCAAUGUCACCAAGAUGAUACAAGUCAGAGGUCGUGGACGAGCAAAGGACAGCAAAUGCAUUUUAGUGACAUGCAAACGUGAUGAAGCAGAGAAGGAGAGGAACAACCUACUGCAUGAGACUCUGAUGACUAGGGCUGUAUUAAGACUACAGAAGCUGGAUAACAGGGAUUUCUUGAUUAAGAUUCAGCAAAUUCAAAAGGAAGAAAAAAAACAACGUGAUUUUAAAAAGAUUUUCAAGGGAUUAUCACUGUCUGAUGAAAAUAAGAGACUGCUAUGUGGAAAAUGCAAGAUAUUUGCAUGCAAUACAGAUGACAUCCGAGUCAUACAAGAGUCUCAUCACACAGUGAUCGAUAACAAAUUCAAAGAUCGGUAUACUACACAGCCACAUCCAAAGCCUCGAGGCUUUUCAGGCUAUACAAAGAAGUUUAAAAUAUUCUGUCGUAAUAAGGAAUGCAAGGAGGAUUGGGGAGUCUCUGGUACCUAUCAAAGCUUUCAGAAUAUCCCAUUGAUCAAAAUUGAGAAGUUUGUGGUUGAAAGCGAAAAUGGAAACCAAGAAUAUUUCUCCAAAUGGGUCAAGGUCGAUUUUAAAAUGAAGCAAUUUAGAAUAGAGGAAAUAUCAGAGGCAUUCUCUACUGCAUUAGAAUAAGCACUCUUCAUGAACAUCUACUGUCUUAAUGUACCAAAACUGGUAAUUUAAAAAAUAUAUAUCCCUAUUGUACAAAUGGGAUGCUCCACUUUUGAUAUGCAAAUGCUGUCAAACUGCUUAAAGUAUGUGGGUUUUCAUUCAUACGCAAAAAGAAAAUAUUUCAUGCUCCUUGAUCUUACCCUGGGUUAUAAAAGGGGCCACCCUCAAUGACCUUCUCCUGAAAGAAAUACUGCAAUGUCAUCAAAGGGUACACUUUCAGAGGAUUCAGACUUGCUUUAUCAGCAUCAUUUUGGCGGCCCAGUAGCUUGCCCAAUGAAAUAUUGUAUUUCUUUUCACUUAGGAGUUUGAAACCAAAACUGUCCUUCAACUUCUGUCAACUUCCACAGACUUCUUAAUAUAUAAAACACUGUGUAUAUUAUUUGUAAUCUUAAAUUAAAAAGAAAAAAAAAUACAA